This is a messenger RNA of Capsicum annuum, 513 nucleotides long. RefSeq lists its product as uncharacterized. NCBI's taxonomy places the organism in Eukaryota, Viridiplantae, Streptophyta, Magnoliopsida, Solanales, Solanaceae. Gene Ontology annotation, molecular function: zinc ion binding. The transcript is spliced from 3 exons. Bases 1 to 513 code for a protein of 170 amino acids. The record is from RefSeq and is a predicted model, not a curated record.
AUGACUUCCAACAUUGUAGAAUGUAUCAACUCUCGUCUUGUUGAGGCACGUGAGCUUCCAAUUUUAGAUUUUCUUGAACAAGUCAGAAUAUUAUUUGGUGUGUGGAACCGCAAAAACAGAGAUCGGUCUAGCUUUUUUGCUAAAAGCUCAUUGGGAGGUAAGUUUCAACAAAUUCUUCAAUUGAACGAGGCAAAGUCAUCACAUAUAAUGAUGUAUUAUAAUGAUACAUCUGAAAAUUAUAUGUAUCAUUUUGAUACAUCUGUUAAGGAAUCAACGAAUUACAUAUACAGUGUGUAUGAAGAAGAAAAAAAAUAUAUAGUUCAGUUGGAUAAUAGAUCAUGCAACUGUGGUAGAUUUCAGCUUGUCGAGAUACCAUGUGCACACACUAUUGUUGUUUUGAAAAGCAAAAAUGUAAAGAAAAUGAAGCUAUACUGUUCUGAUUACUACAAGAAGGAGACACUAGUCAAGACUUAUGAAAUGUCACUGUGUCCAAUGCCCGAUAAACGAGAUUGA